Molecule: messenger RNA, 1359 nt
Organism: Pelmatolapia mariae (spotted tilapia)
Lineage: Eukaryota; Metazoa; Chordata; Actinopteri; Cichliformes; Cichlidae
Product: C-type lectin domain family 4 member M-like
Exons: 6
Coding region: 1-1032 (343 amino acids)
Molecular function (GO): signaling receptor activity
Source: RefSeq, a predicted model, not a curated record
AUGGAGGAGACAAAUGGUGGUUUUCAGACACUUGUCUAUGAAGACGAUUUGCACAAGGAAGAGUAUCCUCCUUACCAUCAGUCUAACAGGAUACAAGUGUCCAUGUUCACUAUGAGUCCUGGGAGACGCCACAGACUGGCUGCAGUGUGCCUGGCACUUCUUGCUGCUGUUCUUCUGAUACUGAAUAUUGGCCUGGGGAUCCACUAUAACAAACUCACAGAUUCUCACCUCACGCUCGAUGAUACCGAACGCAUCAGCAAAGAGCUCAUCAACCUCCAGGACACUUACAAGACUGCAGUGGAAACCAUGAAGGAAGCCAGGAAGCAGCUGGACAGCGAAAUGAGCCGUCAGACACAAACCAACUGGGAGCUUGAACACCAGACAAAACGAAGCAAUGACUAUAAAAGUCAGAUGGAAAAAGUUACAAAGGAAAUUGAAACCAUAAAAACACGCUUAUCAAUGCUUAGUGAUGGCUGCAAACACUGUCCUGCAGGAUGGAUUUUAAUGAACUCUGUAUGUUACUACUUCCCCUUGAAAUCAAAUGAAUUCAAAACAUGGAAGGAAUCCAGAGACUUCUGUCAGCUGCAGGGAGGAGAUCUUAUAAUCAUAGACAGCCAAGAGGAAGAGAACUCAACAGUCAAUUAUUUGAUAAAUCAUCAAGCUGCCCCGAGACAAACUCGUGACCUGGUCUGGGAGUCUCACGUUCCUCGCCGUGUGAGACCUUGGAUGCCUCACAGAGACCCUGAGUUUCUGGAUUGGCUAAGCAGAACAAUAGAUCAUCAAGAUACGCCUCAUCACCCAAUGGGCUUCUGGAUCGGACUGAGAGACGUCCAUGAGGAAGGGACUUGGAAAUGGUGGGAUGGAACAUUACUUGCUGAAGGGUACUGGAACGAUGGAGAGCCAAAUGAUAUCAACAAUGAGGACUGUGCAGCGUUGUAUCCCAAAGCAAACUUCUACAAGAGCUGGAACGACGUUAAAUGUGAUGCCGAAAUGAAAUGGAUUUGUGAAAAAGCAACAAAACCACUGAGCUAAAAUUUCUGCAAUAAUGCAUCACAAUCUUACAUAAACACAUGUUGCUAUCACACAAAUCUCUGUGAGCAUUUAAGAAACUUUUUAGCAUAUUAGCAAAUCUUACAGCUAACAUGAAAAAGCAUUAUUCAACACAUUUAUAUAAAGUAAACUGCUGUUUAAAACCAUUUUGCCCAUGUGUGCACGCUGUAUUUAUCUACAGCAAUGCUACAGUAAAUUGUUCAUUUACUUUACAUACAGACUUAGAGUGUUUUACAUUAUUAACACAAUGUUAUACCAUGUUGUCUGUUUAUACCUAAUCUGCUGAUGAACACAUUAAUAAACACUUAU